CGCCGGCCGGGCCAUUUCCGGUGGGUUGGCCUCUCUCUGAGCCUGAGGCGCGCGUGUCCCGGUAGUUGCCGUGCGCCCGCCAUGGUCCCCCGGGAGCUCGGUUGCCUCCUGCUCUUCCUGCUCGGCGCCUGCGCGGUGUCCAGCUCCCCCGGGCCGGGGGGGACCUCGCCGCCCCCGGGCACCGCCGCCAACGGGACGGGGCCGGCCGGGAACCACAGCGACAGCGGGAUCCGGGGCCUGGACCUGCUGGGCGGGCGGUUCCCCGCGGUCCAACGGGGCUUCUACGUGCUCACCGGCCUCUGCGCGCUGGCCGCGCUCUACUUCCUGGUGCGGGCGCUGCGGUUGAAGAAACCUCAGCGGAAGAAAUAUGGUCUCCUUUCAAACUAUGAUGAAAAUAUGGAGUUGGGUUCUCUCGACAGUGAUGAAGACACAGUGUUUGAAACAAGAAAUCUGAGACGGUGAUGUGGGACCAAUGGCUCCAACUGCACAGACUGACCGAGAAGGUGCAAGUCCACCAGCAGAAUCGCCUCACCAGUUCUUGGGUUUAUUUUUUCUAACUGCUUAAGACUGACUGCUAGUUAACAGCACACAAUUUUACAGGUGUAUAGGGGAGGGAUCUAAACCUGUUUCCCUUAUGUAGGAGAUGGAGGAGUGAUGAAAUGACAAGUCCUACUGCACUAGGUGGUAUCGCUCACGCAGGAAGCUUUGUAACUCUCUUGAUAAUGAAAAUGAGACUACCUAAGGUGGGCUUUUGGUUUCUAACAUUCCUGGUGAUGGACUGAAGUAUUGCAGCCAUGUCAGUCGCCCUACGAAAUCUAGUCAGUAUCCUGUAUACGUGUAUGUCACACCCUCUAGCAACUAUUGCGGUGAAACUGAAGUGGUAUCAGGCAGUUGGAUUCUCUUGUAGCCCACACAAUGCUCUUGCAAUGAUGGUAUAGUAUUAUUUUUUACUAAUUGACUCCACAUCAAGUCUCUGAGGUCUGGAGCUAUCCUUUGUGUUAGGUAAUGGAUCUGUACUGUAUUAUAUUACUUCAGCCAGCUGGAGAACGGCUGUGGGGCGGGGAGGGAGCGGGUUAAGUGCAUCAGUGUUCUUGCAGUUGCCAUUAGUGCUAAUGCCGCAACCUAAAGAUGGAAGUGACGCAGUGACAAUACAAGUCAUUACCUGACUUAGAGAAUGAAGAAAUGUGUUUACAUCUAAGAGAUGUCACUGGGCCAGGAGGAGAGUCUGAAGUAGUAACAACUUGUUUGGCUAGAUUGUGGGAUCAACACAUGUUCAGAUUCUACUCUUUUAUAUAGUUGCAAACCAAAGUAUCUGCAAAAGACCCCUUCGCCACAGAGGUGUUUAAUAUUAAUCUACCAAGCUAUUCGAUUCAGUACAGAUGGCACUGCUGUCCAAGGUCGCCAGGCAUAAAAAAUUGGAAGUACUUGUCCCCAGUGCAAUGCAUCCAAGAACAACUGUUGGCUGGAAAAAGCGGAAUAACCUUGAAGAGGAGUUGAAGCCGGAUCCCUAUCGACUGCAGAUCUUAAGCUGAGGCAGUGCUGGUUCAAAAAUAACUCUUCUUAUUUGGGGAGAGCAGUUUCAGUCUAUGCAUUAGUGCUCUGGGCUGUGCCAUGGAAUAAGCCCAGUGAGCUGCAGAAAUGUCCUGUUGUAGCCUGGUUGUGUUGAUGGUCAGUGAUCUGUGGUGAAGGGGCCAUGUGUGAAUGUACUAGAAGUGUGCAGCAAAUAUCUGCUUCCCUGCACCCUCAUCAGGUACAGACCCCACUUGUAUUCUGGUGGAACCUGUGCUAGCAACAAUCCUGAUUAAAGCACACUUCUUGCAAGAAUGUGGCUUCAGCCACAGUGCAGAUGCAGGGUGCAGUUUAUUUGCUAAUUAAGGGCCAUACAGCCCUGCAAUCCUGAAGAUUCCACCUCUCCUUCAGGCAGAGGGUGCCAUUGCUACAAGAAUCCCAGCACACUCACCUUGUAAGCUAGAAAAUCCCCUACUGGAGAGGUGCAGCUUUAAGGCUACAGGACUGUAUUGUUCUCGAUGCAGAUUGGACACUAUGAGAAGCAUCUUUGGGAGGGAAAUAAGGGAUAGCAGCUCCUUUCUUUCGGAAAUGAAUUCUGUCUUGUUAAUGAGGGAGAAACUGACCCAUUACAAAAAGAGCAGGAAGGAGAAUGAUAAAAAUUGACAAUGCUUAAAUGCGUUUGCUACCAGCCAGGCAGUAGAAGUGAUCUCUGCGAGUUGAGCCAUGCUUUGAAGUCCUGAACCAAGCCAGUGUAGAGAGCAUCAUGUCCCUUGGGGCCAUCUACGCAACUGGCAGUAUUUCUUGAUACCAAGGUGUCCUGAUUAGAAGUGUUGAUUUCCUCUACCACCCCAGAUACCUUAGCUCUUAGCCAUAGGCUCCCCAGCCUGCUGAAAGAGGUGCAUACUUGUUUAAGAUUGAAAAACAAAAUAUUUUUGAAAGGACGACUUCCGUAUGAUCAAACACCACCUUGAUAGUCACGGAUUUCAUCUAAUUUGUGUCUGUUCAUGUCCAUUUUAGCACCUUUGUAUGUUUAACUGAUGGCGAGAUGACUGUGUGCUUUCUGUUACCUGAGUACAGGUGUAAUGGCUGAGUUUGGCCACUCCUGGCCUUGGGUGGUGCAGACAGUUAGCUUGUUUUGAUUCAUUAGAAUGGUGUUGCCUUCCACCCUUCUAGGGUGGUACUCCAUAAACACACUUGGUAAUGUUUGCGUUAACCCUUCAGCUCCCAUCACACCUCUUUUCCUGUAAAGCAUCAUUCACAGGUCACUUAAGUCAGAUGCUGCAUUGCGGUCCAGUUAGUUAACUGUUUGUUUGGUUCAGCUCUUCGACUGUAAUGUUCAUCGGCUUUGCAUUAGCUGAGGCAACUUAUUUUUUCAUCGCUCAAGUUCUGCUUCUCUGUUGGACGGAGUGAGUUUUCAAUCUUUGAUUUUCUUGGGUCUGUUGGAAUGAACAGUUCUAAGACAGUACUGAUUUUAAUGUGUUAACGGUUUAAUAAUUCUGGUGAAAGAAAAUGGGACCUAUUUUAUUUUUGUGUGUAUAUGUGUGUACAUAUAUAUUUUUUCAAUUUAUUCAGGUACAUACUAGAGGCUUAUUAUUAAAAUGUUCUAAGUGGA
Molecule: messenger RNA, 3121 nt
Organism: Gopherus flavomarginatus (Mexican gopher tortoise)
Lineage: Eukaryota; Metazoa; Chordata; Testudines; Testudinidae
Gene: FAM174C
Product: family with sequence similarity 174 member C
Exons: 3
Coding region: 82-462 (126 amino acids)
Cellular component (GO): extracellular region
Source: RefSeq, a predicted model, not a curated record